Messenger RNA from Fimicolochytrium jonesii, 2010 nucleotides. RefSeq lists its product as uncharacterized. Bases 216 to 1802 code for a protein of 528 amino acids. The transcript has 3 exons. Lineage: Eukaryota; Fungi; Chytridiomycota; Chytridiomycetes; Spizellomycetales; Powellomycetaceae. The record is from RefSeq and is a predicted model, not a curated record.
CCGGAGGUGUGAAGUCACGCGAGGCGGGAUGGACCUUUGACGCGUCCCUUCUCGUCUUCCCAAACGCGUCCCUCGGCUUGCAACACCCUCUUGCGAACAAGCAACCGUCCCAGAACACCCUCGCUCACGCCAGCUUCCCUUUUCUCCAGGCCAGCUGUAUCUAGCAUCAUAUCGUUUUCUCUCCAGCAACGCAACGACAUCCCCCUCCAAAAAAAAUGGGCCUAAACUACAAAAAAUGGGACAACCUCCCCGACUACUCCUCCUCCUCCUCCUCCUCAUCCGAGGACGACAACAGCAGCGCCCCAUCACAACGUCGCUUCGUUAAGGAGAAAGAGAAAGUCGCGGCCACGCUGCGAUUGGAGGCGCUCGCGGCGGCGGAUGGGGGAAGGCCGAAGGGCGUGUUACUUGCUGUGCCGUGGGAUUCACAUUGUGAGGCAGUCAGAUGGGCGCUCGAUCGGCAUGGGAUCUCGUACGUCGAGGAGUCGCUGCCAUGGGGCCUGCAUAUCUGGGCGACGCUGGGCUACUCGGACCCCACGCCGAGGCCGCAACAGCUCAAGGUGCCCGUGUUCAAGAGUGGGAAGGGUGAGGUCCUCAAACGCUCCCCAACCGACAUCUACACCUACCUCUUCGCCCACUCCCUCUCCUCCACCCUCCGGCUCUUCACGCCCCCCAGCGCCCUCGACCUCCAAACCUACUUCGACACCCGCCUCCACCCCGCAGCACGCAUCAUCUUCCUAUCCACCAUCCUGCCCAGCCCGACCCUCUCCCAAAAAUACAUCCUCGACGUCGUGCAUCUGAACACCUGGCGCACCCUCGCGGAGGUCACCUGGCCCGUGAUGAGGGUCUGGCUGGGGUGGUGUGAGGGAGUGUGGACGGUGCGCGGCGGGUGGGUGCGGGACGUGGAGGCGGCGUGGCGGGUAGUGGAGGAGGUGUUUGAGCGGGUUGGGGAGGAACUCGACAGCGUCGCUCGGGCCCAACCCAUCUCCACCGCACACACACCGACCACGACCACGAAAAAACAUAAACCCAAGAAACCCUACAUCGCCGCCCCACACCUGACCGCCGCCGACAUCACCUUCGCCGCUCACUGCAUCCCCGUCCUCUUCCCUUCUUCGCAAACCGACACCUUCGCGGAGAACCUCACGCUGCUUAUGCCCUCGCUCUCCGAGCUUCCGCCACACGUUCGGGCCCGCGUGCGGACGUUGCGGGAGACGAGCGCGGGGCGGCAUGCUAUACGAAUGUGGCGGAGGGAGAGAGGGGGUGGGGGUGGGAGGGUGAGGGCGAGCAGGUGGGGGCGGGGGAAUAACCCGUGGUGGGUUAAAGGAGGGGCGGAGGGGGUUGUGUGGGGGGUUGCGCGUGGUGCUGGGGUGGCUGCGGUGGUUUUUGUUGGUGUGGUGUGGGUCUGGGGACUGGUGGUUGCGAUCUGCGCGGCUGUGUUGGUGGGCCUGGGUGCAGCCGGUGGGGCAUGGUACGCAUGUCGCGGCACUGUUGUGGAGGAACGGGUCCGACAAAUCUGGUUCGUGUUGUUUGGAACGCCCGAGACCACGACGGCGCCCGCAGCGGCUGUACCUAAACUCCCUGCCGACGCGCAACAGGGCAAAACGAACUCACCGAUGAUGGGCGGCGAUACAUCACCAUCAGCCGCCGCACAACCGACGCUCGCUUCCAUCAAGGAAACGCUGCGGAAACGGAUCGCAGGGUCCAAAUCGCCUGGGGGUGCUCACGGCGGCGGGGGCGCGGGUGGUGCUAGCUUGAACAACAGAUGGGGCCCGAGCAGGGAGGCGGUAGCGCGGGCCAUUUGAACGAUGGAACAAAGGCUAGACAUCCAUCAAAGCUCUAUUGAAUGUGACGGUGGAAGUGCAUGCGUGCCUACUGAGGAGGCGGCAGAGUUGGACAGUGGUGGGGACUAACUAAGUUUUGCUCCAUAUGUAUUUGACAUCGUAUUGGAGAUUGUUUGUAUUGAACAUUAUGUAUCAUACUUUCAAAGGUCAGCUUCCAAAAGGAUUGUAU